UCGAUUCAGUAUCUGGUGUUCGUCGUUUGAUUACGGCUCCGAAAGAUUAGAGUCUUGAUUGGAAUUCACCUGUCACUCCGUGACAACGACGGUCAAUAGUUAAAGAGCCGGAAAAGCAGGCGGGGGGGAACAGGACAAAAUUCCGGAUCGACCAACCGGCGUGUGACAACGAUCGAUCAUUUAAGCAUAGAAAGGUGUGCCGAGUGAUGUUUGCGAAGACUGAUCAUUUCGACUUUUUUACGCGUCACUAACUAGACUCGAUCUACUGCUCGUUAUCGACCGUGCAACGUCAACAUUAUCUACUUACGAUAAACUCGCAGUCAACCAACAGUUUCGGCCAAUAAAUACUUUUUGUUAAUUCAACCUGUACUUUACGGACAGCUUUUUUCGAUAACUGAUAUAUCGUCUGACGUUAGCUGCUUAUCGCUAUCGAACCGGAGUAUCGUUUGGAAACAGUACACUAUUCCCCCGCGUUUUCCCGCCAAAUCCGGACGCCAUUAAUUGUUUCAACGAGUCGAUAAAAAAGAAGUUUCCGUUGGCUUAAUUAAUCAGAGUCACUCGCGUCUGGAUUUAAAAGUUAUCGGACGUGUAUCCUGGACGAAGGAAGUAAAUGAACGAGGCCGAUUACUCGAAUAGAUAAUUAAUCAGAAGCAAGCGAGGAGAGGAGACAUUCGUUCUGCACGACCAAUCAUCCAGGCUCCGAUGUCCUGAUCACCUUCGAGUGUAUACAUCAUUCGGGCCGAUUCGAGUGGAAGCUCUUAAUUAAUAAUCACGCGAACGCAUUGAAAUUCGUGUGCCGUUUCGCAUAUUAAGGAGGCCAAUUAAAGGAGUAAAAGAAAGAAAAGGGGAGGAAGAAAGGAGGAGAAAACGGACCGUGGCAAGUUGAAGAGGACUCGGCCAACUUCAUCGUCUACUUUUUAACUCGUUUCUUGAACACCGAAAAAAGAGUUCUCACGCCGCACGCGAGAGGGACCUUAAGCACGCACGCACGCACUCACGCACCCCUUCGAGGGAAGAACUUCAGGAGAAGAGGAACCCCGUGCCACCAGGAAUCUUGAUUUCUUCUCUGCCUUUUUUCCAUCCUCUUUUCCAGCCCUCGCCCACUUUCGCUUCGCGUCUCAUCUGAUUGCUACAACGAUACCUGUCAACGAGUUGGGACCGGACGGACAGAGCUUGGAAAAAUUGCGCGUAGUCGGAGCUCGGAACUUCACGAUGGAGUGCCGCAAGGGUCGACGGAAAGGUCUACUCAGUGGCCUGGUGUUUGCGUGGCUCCUAACCAGCGGUUGCACCGUCGCAGCGCGAAAUAUAGGUGAGUUUUCCAUGACUACUUCCGAAGGACUACAAAAUCUUCAAAAUUAUGAGAGGUACGACACCGCGUACGCCUGCGAGGGCAAAACACUGAGGCUCGAGUGCGGCGAGGGAAAGCUGAUUCACCUGAUCAGAGCGAACUACGGCAGGUUCUCGAUAACGAUAUGCAACGAGCACGGGAAUACCGAAUGGAGCGUCAACUGUAUGUCGCCAAAGUCCUUCCGUGUGUUGAACAGCGAGUGCAACGACCAGCAGAACUGCAGCAUCGUUGCGUCCACGUUGCAAUUCGGCGAUCCUUGUCCCAACACGCACAAAUACCUCGAGGCGCACUAUCGUUGCGUGUCCGCAGCAACAACCACGACAACAUCCCGUCCGAGUCCGCCGUGGUUCAUGACUUCUCAGCCGAGCGUUUGGAGCACAGCUAAGCCGACUGUCAGGCCUCCCUCUAGGAUUACGACACCCCCAGCUCAGCAGCCACCCCAUCCGCCGGCACCGUCCACCCCGGCGCUUCCAAUAACCACCACAGCAAGCUCCACAUCGACGAGGUCCCCGGUCGAUAUGGAGGUCCUCGAAGUGGACCAAGACUUAAUACCUCCUGCGAACGUUCCGUCUGCGAACGGACCUGCGGUACCUCCGGUCGUUCCUGAGACCACUCAGGCCACAACCACGUCGACCUUUGCUCCUUGGAGAACAAGUCGAAGGACCACUGUGCCGAGCACGCUGUACCCGGAGUCCAGCUCGAAUGGCCAAUGGUACGACUACGGUAGACAAGUGUGUCCCCCGGUGAUAGCCAGGAACCUGUCGUGGAACACGACCAGAGCCGGCGACGUGGCGGUUCAGAGUUGUCCGGGUGGCGCGAACGGUUUGGCGCGCUGGAGAUGCCUGGCUAGAGGGGAUUCAGCCUUCUGGCACCGAGACAGUCCAGAUUUAAGCGAGUGUCGCUCGGUCUGGCUGACCACCCUCGAGAACAGGGUGACCGAGGGCGACGUCAUCCUUGGUAUCAGCCGGGAACUGUCGCAGGUGACGAACAACAGCCGAGGAUUGUACGGAGGCGACAUGAUGAUCACCACGAAGAUUAUAAAGAACAUGGCGGAGAAAAUGGCACAAGACAUACGAACGUACCAGGACGCGAAUCAGAGGGAGGUCAGCGUGACUGAAUUGCUCCAAGGUGUUGUGAGAACCGGCAGUAACUUGUUGGACAAGGCGCAAAUGGCGUCCUGGAAGGAUCUCAGCCAUCAGGAGCAGAUGAGAGUCGCGACCUCUUUAUUGAUCGGGCUCGAGGAGAACGCGUUUUUGCUAGCCGACACGCUGAUGCACGAGAAGACGAUCACUCAUGAAGGAAGGAAUAUACUGAUGGAAGUACGCGUGCUGGACGCCCGGAAUAUCGGCGACGAUCUCGAAGUGUUCCCGACCGAAGCUGCUCAACAGAGAUGGACAGCCUCAAACGAUCGCGUCGAGCUGACCAGGGGUGCUUUGCUGGAGAACAGCGAGGGUGGCAUUGUCCGUCUGGUUUUCAUGGCCUUUGACAGACUGGAGGAGAUCCUGCAGCCGCAAGCCGAGGUAUCGUCGUUGGUGAUGAACGACGAGCCACAACCACUGCCGAAGAGGAAUACGACCAGGCUGCUGAACAGCAAAGUGAUCUCCGCGUCUUUGGGCAAAGGAAGGCACAUACAGCUCAGCGAACCUGUCCGAGUCUACUUCAAGCAUCUGUCCAUUGAGAAUGUCACCAAUCCGACCUGCGUCUUCUGGGACUACAUUCUGAGCGCAUGGUCGGAAGAGGGUUGCGAGAUACGGAAAACCAACGAGACUCACACGGUAUGCGAGUGCAACCAUCUAACGAAUUUCGCCGUUCUAAUGGACGUUCACGCUGUCAGACUGGACAUCGCUCAUCAAGUGGCGUUGCAAAUCAUCACCUAUAUCGGUUGCAUCAUUUCCGUGGUCUGCCUCGUUCUAGCGAUUCUGACGUUUCAAUUAUUUCGCGGACUAAAGUCGGAUCGUACAACCAUCCACAAGAAUCUCUGCGUGUGCCUGCUGAUCGCGGAAAUUUUAUUCGUUUGCGGGAUCGGACAAACGAACCAGAGAAUUGUCUGCGGUAUAGUCGCCGGAUUGCUGCACUUCUUCUUCCUCUGCGCGUUCGCCUGGAUGUUCCUCGAAGGAUUCCAAUUAUACGUGAUGCUAAUCGAGGUGUUCGAAGCGGAAAAAUCAAGGCUCCGCUGGUAUUAUUUAGUCGCUUACGGUGCACCGUUGCUGGUCGUAGCUAUCUCCUGCAUAAUCGAUCCCCUUAGUUACGGUACCGAUCGAUAUUGCUGGCUUAGAGCGGACAACUACUUCAUCUUCAGCUUCGUUGGACCUGUGAUACUCGUUAUACUGGCAAAUUUAGUAUUCUUGUCGAUGGCGAUUUACAUGAUGUGCCGGCACGCAAACACCACCAUAGCGAUGAAGAGUAAGGAGCACUCGCGAUUGGCCAGUGCAAGUGGAAAGGAAGAGAAUGCUCUUCCCAACAAAUUGCAAGCGCACUUGGCAUGGCUGAGAGGUGCAAUCGUCCUGGUAUUUCUGCUGGGGCUCACCUGGACAUUCGGGCUCCUCUACUUGAACCAAGAAUCCGUCGUGAUGGCGUACAUCUUCACCAUAUUGAAUAGUCUCCAGGGGCUGUUUAUCUUUGUGUUCCAUUGCGUUCAGAACGAGAAGGUGAGGAAGGAAUACAGGAAGUUCGUGCGCCGUCAUUCCUGGCUACCGAAGUGCCUGAGGUGCUCGAAGACGAUGACCGGAAGCUCCGGCGGUUCAUCCGGUACCAGCGGCGGCGCUGGCGGUGCAAACGGCGGCAAGGACUUCGCCUCGCACAACACCUCGUCGAAUCCAUCGGCGCCGACGACGGACAGUUCCGGAUUGUCGCCUCAUGCCGCCUCCAAUUACCUGGCGUCCGGUCGAAGCUGGGCGAUAGUCGACAGGCAGCCGGCAGUAGCAGUGCCAAGUGAAUCCUCUCCAACAGAGGCUCACAUCGUGGCCACGCUGCCGUACGCCCGUCACGCCUUCUUACCCUCAGCUCCUAAUAUCCCCAAAUCUGCCACCGCCACUUGGGGCCACCUUAACAAAAACCUCAUGUGGAAGAACAUUUCUUUUAAAUCGUACUCCCGCGACUCCGGACACGGCGGCUCCGAGCAAGAGGAGUCGCCCAGGACGCACAACACUUUGACCCUGGGCCAUUCCGGGCGGAACCGUGGGGCAAGGGUGAUGAACGAGAGCAACGAGAUCAUCGGUAACAGAACCAUCGGCAGCAGUAGCGGUAGGAGGAUCCCGAAGCACAAGUAUACGGAGAUCCUUGACGGUCGUGCGAACGGACCUGGACAUCAUCAGAUGCACGCUCAUCACGGUCAACACGUGCAUAUUCCGCGGGAGCUGACGAACGAGGACGAGCCAGUUUACGAGGAGAUAGAACGAGGUGGCGUCGGUGGUGGUGGGGAGAUCCAGGUGUCGGACAUGUCCGACGAAGACGGCAGAAGGCAAAGCGACAUGAGCAGACAGUCGUCCAGGAGUUACGGCGAUCACAGACCAUUGAUACCGUAUUCGCCAGCCACCGACAGGAACCUGGUGCAUUACGGUCAGACGCUGACGGAGCGUGGCGGUGGCGGUAACAUUCAUUGUGACGCGAACGAGUACAGUCCCGCGGUGGAAAGGACCCUGAACACUUGCUGGGAGAAGCUGCGGAAGCAGCAGCAAGCCUGGUACGAGCGCGGUGAGUUGCCCCGUCUGCCCGCCACCUACGGGAUACCCCCUCAACAGGAUCACACGAGGACGGUCGCGGUUCUCGACGGGCACACGGUCGUCUGUCACCUGCAGCCUCAGACGGACAUGUACACCGGCCGUGGUAUGCCACCACCUUCCUACAGCGAGUGUUAGGACGUCUCAUUUCAUCUUGUCGUCCUCUUCGUCUUCCUGCACGAGGACGACCGAUGCGCUCCUGCUCGCUGUCGAAUCGUCGCGUUGUGCUGGUCGACGCGUCGAAGAAACGCGUCGUUCGCGGAUCAAGGAGUCGUGUCACGGAUCGAGAAGAUCGAUCGCGGUCCCUUGUACCGACCACGGUGGUUCGUUCCUGAAGAGAGCCACGAUUCCGGAGCACCGAUGCGUCUCAGACUCGCUCUGUUCAUCCGGAUGGUCCGGGUGAACGGGACCGACGCGUUCUUAGCUCAAACGAAACAGCGGCUACUCGACGACCCGUUCGAGGCCGCCGCGUUUCUCUUAGCCAUAACGAUAAACCGGGCCCGGCCAUGGAAGGGCCUUCUUCUUUCUUUCUUUCCGUUUCUUCGGGGAUCGCGUGCACGAGGCUGCGAGUGCGGCGGAUGUCCACCGCCAAAGGACGUAUCUGUCGUCCCGAGUUGGAUUCGUGCGACUGUCUGUGUGCGUCGAUGCGUGUAUGUAUGAUUAAACGCGGAGGAUCGAGUUCUGUACGAUAUAGAAUCAAUUAAGCGGACCUCCUGUUAAAGUAAUCAGUCGUCGUUGUACCGUCGAAAGCCAUGCGCGCGCCUCUGGGAUUGGCUCAUCGAAUGGCGGAUAUGAUGUCGUGCGAGGAACGAUAAAACGUGACGAGUCCUCUUAGGUUGCUAAGAUCCGCUAGGAGAACAUCGGAUGCGAUAGGUUUCAAGGAGUAUUUCAUGUACACCGGGAAACAGGCAAACGUAAGGAUCGUAACUUUCGGAUAAACUAUUUCCCUGCGUUCUCGAAUACGAUCUUCUCGUUUGUCUUCGACUUUCCUCGAAACUUGUCCUCGCGAGCGUCGAAGUCGAGGAAGGAUAUUCCUCGAUGAUCUCGUCGAUCCAAUCUUUUCUCGUUAACGAGCCACGAUACUGAGCGAAGUGGACGAAGUGAAAUUUAGAAGACAUAUCGAGAUCGACGUUGGGGAUUUUGUUGAGGAAAUCGUUCGCUCGUUAACGAUCGACGAGAAUUCGAUUUUGAUUCCCGAACGGAAUCGGUGACGACUCGAUAAAGGAAUCUGGAGCUGGUGUUUACCUGUCAAAGGUCUUGCAUUUCAUCGAACGGUGGACAGCGUUCAGUGACAUAUCGCGUAUCGCUGAUCGAUAUUAAAUCUCGCUCCAAAGCGUAGGGAAGAAAGUAAAGUUACUUAAUCGCUUAUUUCGAUUAACGAGUAUCGUGUUUAUAUUAGCGAUCGCAUCAUAGAAAUAAUCGCUUCUAAAAUCUACGUUUCUCGAAUGGCAACAAUUUCGUGGGGUAAAUUCUAAAAAAAGAAUAUAGGAACGUGUGUCCAUUUCGUGCGUUUCGAUGAUUAAAAAUUCCUUCCAAAGGAAGGCAACAAAAUUCACGGCUAAAAGUAUCUUUAUCGGUCGUCCUAGCCAGCUCCUCACUGUACAUUGCUUUGGAACGUUACGUUUUAGUCCCAGAAUGUUAUUUUUAUAAAUAAAAAAAAUUAUAUAUAUAUAAAUGUAUAUGUAUGUAUACAGUAACGAUAUUAUAUAUAUAUAUACAUAAAGAAAACCCGAGAAGAACGAAUGGGCGAAAGAGUUGUACGAAACAAGUAUAUAUAUAAAUAUAUAGUGAUACAAAGCGAUUUUCCGAGCGACGUGGAAAAAGCAAAAAAAACUUAGUCACUGUUUUUUACUAUUUUUUAAAGAACAAAAAAGGUAUAUGUCGUAACCGCGUAAUCUAAUGUGUAACUAAGGAAACCCGCGCGCUAUUUAUUUUUUAUCAUCCGUGAGUGUUAUCUAAUGUGUAAUUAGCGGACGUGUCGAGGUCGACGAUCGAUGAUGCGCGAUCGUACGAGCGACAGGUUCGAUCAAACGGAUCCAUUGAUCGCCGCCAUCGGAUCGUCGCGAGUCUGGUGACGAAAUUUUAUGCUUGCAAGAUGAUCCUUGACAGACGGAUAUCGACUACACCAGACGCCAUUGUAGCUCGAUAUUCUUCUCGAAUCGAUGUAAUUGGAGAAAGUUAUGUUGGAUCAAUUAACUACGGUAAGACUAAAUCAUUUUCUUUUUAAUCAUGUUACUCCUACGGAAACUGUGGUUCCAUACGAGACAAAAUGCCUGCCAAAUUUUUCUUCUUUCGACAAGAUCGUUGUGUGUUCACGUUCCCAGAGAUCAUGCGAACGCAGUGAAUUCAUUCAACAUAAUCUUUUUCACGAUGUGACAACAACUUUCUACAUCGUUUCUCCGUUUAAUUUAUUUCUCUGCUCAGCCGGGCCGGCCGUGAUCCUUCUCUCCGGCAAACCGUUGUACGUUAAGGCGACUAAAUCUAUAGGCGAAUUAUAAAUAGCGAUAAUCAGCGUUAAGGGUACCAGCUAUUGAUAAGCGUGCGAACGUUUCCUCCGACUUGUAAAAGAAACGUUAUUGCUCAGUCUGGCAUCGCGCUAACCCGUUCGCGGUUAUCCUGGUUUCUUUAGACCCUCCGCACAAGCGUUAGAUAUGGAGAACAAACACAUCUGGAAGCCGUUUCUGUCCAGGAUGUUAAAGGUAGAAGGAAAACGUGUAUGUACAGUCUCGUGCAAUUUAGGCUUAUUUUAGUUAACAGAAAAUAUCAUAAUUUUUAUUUAAAAAGACAGCAAUAAUUAGUUUUUUCAAAUUUAGAAUUUUCAGAAUUAUUAUCUUUCAAUUAAUUAUUUUUACAUUAUUCAAAUUUUCAAUGGUGAUUCUCAAGGAUUAUAUCAAUCAAUGGAAUCUCCUUCCGCUAUUUUCCUUAGAGAAGCCUCCUAUGCUCGCUAUUGUACAUACAAUUUUUCAAGCCAUGAAACUCUACCGUCUCGUUUUCUUAUUCGUAGAUCGAAUCUACCAGGUAACUCUUGCACGAUCGUCGCGUAACGUCACCAAUAAAAAAUCGUCAAA
Messenger RNA from Osmia lignaria (orchard mason bee), 8135 nucleotides. Its product is annotated as latrophilin Cirl. Gene Ontology annotation, cellular component: plasma membrane. Gene Ontology annotation, molecular function: G protein-coupled receptor activity; carbohydrate binding. NCBI's taxonomy places the organism in Eukaryota, Metazoa, Arthropoda, Insecta, Hymenoptera, Megachilidae. Gene Ontology annotation, biological process: cell surface receptor signaling pathway; G protein-coupled receptor signaling pathway. The record is from RefSeq and is a predicted model, not a curated record.